AAUCCCCCACAUCCACUCCCAUACCUCAGCGACAGCGCGUUAAGCAUAGCGGCCGGAAACAGUCUACAGCUCCACGUCCAAAGCCCGACGCGAUCGCGGCUAAUUCUUUGUUAACAUUCCAUUUGGAACCUGCAGUUUCCCCCAGUCGCAAUCUUCCCGCAGGGUAUGCUGCUUGGUUGGGCAUGCGCCUUGCUCGCAUGACCUGAGCGACACUUGGGCUCCGCCAUGGACUCCCAAAAUGGCGUCGCCGGCUCAGCUGGAGAGGAGGCAAGCGCAGUCGUUUUGAAGAUUGUGAAGGAGAGAUCUCGAAAAUGUCGGGCAAUCAAUGAGCGCAAACGCCCUCUGACUCUGCUCGAACUCCCUGUCGACAUCCUGCAGCUGAUCGCAAAAGAGAUAACGCAUACAAAUGACCUGACAGCCCUGGCUCUGACCAACACGGCUCUGUAUAACAUCGCCAUUCCGCUCAUCUACUCUCGCUUUGACAUCGUAUGGCCAGACGGGCAGCUUGAGGCUACCGAUUCCAAGAGCGUCGAUGCUCUUACUUACGGUUUGUCCACCCUCUGCCUGGGGAGCGCAUUUGCGCGCACUGUGCGCAAGCGCUUCGGUCCAAACUCGCAGCAGCCGUGCAAGCUCGGCGACAACGACUAUGCCAAGUACACCAAAAAGUUCUCCCUGGGGAAUGGGCCGAAGGACUGGGUGGCCGAGUACAUGAUUUCAAAAGAGAGCGGCAAGAUGCUUGGUACACUCGUGGCCAGCGCCGUUGCGAGGAUGAGGAACCUCGAGACUUUCGUCUGGGAUAUGCCCACAGGCGUGCUCUCUCGAGUAUUCGAGUCCCUGGCGUCGUUAGGCGACCAGCCAGAUAACGAGUGCAAGCUGAGCCGCGUAUGGGUGCGAUGGCACGACAAUUCCGAGAACUCCGAAAAGUCGGUGCCGUCGAAUCCCAACAAUAUCCCGAACGGCACUGCACUUGUUCCUCCCGGCAGCCAGCUUACCCCCGUGGGGAUUAUGCUCCCGCCAAAUGCGAGCCAUCCGCCUCCGCGGCCUCCAGUGCGGUACUCAGAGUAUCAUUGUGAAUACCCCACCUUUAGUGUUUUGCCUCCGCUCAAAAGCCUGAGCGUCUUGGACAUCGACGAGAUCGGCUACCUGGACGAAAUGGCGGUGCUCAUCGAGCGCUCGAAGGAUACCCUCCGGGAACUCAGGGUAAGCAUUUCGCCCAAGGCGGCGGGCAAGGCCUUUGCACAAACUUGGGAUGGCCCUGGUCUGAAGCAGGUAGAUCACCGGGCACGCUGGCCGGGGGAGAGCACGAUCGGUGAUAGGCGUCUAGGCGGCGUGCUCGGCGUGCUGGUUGGCAGGAUAUACGACAUCCGGAAACGUAAAUCCAAGGAGAAGCCGGCCACGGCUGCUUCCGUCGCCGAGGGCAGCCCUUCGUCAGCUAUACCGGCUCAUAAUCAGGUGAACGGAGCCUCGUCGUCAUCCUCCAAGGAUGAAGCAGACAUCCAAAAGGAUGAUGACGCUGGAACGCCCUCGCAAAACGGUGUGUCGACAAGGGGUCCAAGCAAGGCGUCGAAGACUAACCAGCCCAACGGCUGUGGCAGGAAGAGGCUCGAGGGGAAGCUGAAGCUCCAAACUUUGGAGCUCGAACGGGUCGCUCUGUCGCUGCAAGUCUGCAGAUAUGCCAUCGACUGGUCUGUAUUGACGGACCUUACGCUGCUUGACUGCGCCCAACAUGAUAACCUCUGGAAGAUGCUGCGCAAACAGUUUCAACCUACGCCCUUUGGCACAACCCCUGGCAGCUCGUCCCGCGACAAACCGUUCCCUCCAGAUACCCCUCUACAGUACCACCUCGCACUCAAGGCUAUUCACGCAGACAUGGCUCCGCCCUCUCUGGUCACGCUUAUCAAGGAAACCCUUGCCCCGAACUCGCUCGAGGUCCUGUUCUUACAGGAUCGUAAGCGGGCGAGUCCCCCGAUACCUCUCGAUACCAUCUUCAAGGGGGCCAUCAAAAGACACUCUGCAAGCUUGCGUAAGCUGCUCCUGGAUAGCUCUUCCAAGCUGGCCGUCGAGAGCACCCGCUGGCGCCAGUGGGCUCUCACGACAGAUGUCAUGCAGUAUAUCACGAGCGGCCGGAUGGCCAACCUGCGCGAACUGGCCGUCUCGGUGGAGUACAAAGAUUGGCACCCUUUCCUGCAACGCCUACGCAACGCGCCCCAGCUCCGCUCCAUCAAUAUUCCCCACUUGGCCGACUACCCCUCCCCGCCCGAGUGUCCGCAAGGCUGGUUCGAUCCAAAGGAGCUUGCUAGUCAGAUUGUGGACAUCAUUACCCUCUGUCCUGAAAUCCGCCUAUGCUAUAUCGGUAUCGGCUCGAAGUGCUUCGAGCUACUUGAGUCACGCGAGGCUGGCACCGGUGGCAGUUCCACCGGCAACGGGGCCGGUAGCAGCGGUGCGACGACGCCGAUUACGCCGACCUUGCCGAAUGCAAUUGGCAGUGUGGCGAAUGGGGUUGUUGCGAAUGGUGGUGGUGCUGACAUAGAAGAUGCUGCGGAUCUUUCCGAGGAGCUAGAGUGGGACAGUGACUCCAACGACGAACCGCAUGCCGAGAACGGCGGGGGUGCCGACGGCGAGGCGGAGGACGCGUUUAGCGACAGUGAGGACCAUGAGGGUACACCGUCGACGGAUGCCGACGAGCAUAGUGAGACACAAAGUAAUGGCGAGCCCGAUGCUGCUAUGGAAGCCGAGGCCGGAGCAGAAGCGGGCGAGGAGCAGGAUGAGGAAGAUGACGAAGAGGAGGAGCAGGAGGAGGAGGAGAGUGAUGGUGGAACUGAGGAUGAGGAAGAUGACGGGUUUGUCGAGCCGGGGAAGGGGGGGAUCAAGCUGAAGUUGAGGGAGAUCCUCUUUUAUGAUGACAAGGUCGCUAUUUUCAGGGCUAGGCAUGGGAGACUGUAAUGGGGGAGGCUUCGGGAAGAGGCUUUUCGGUUUGGCUCAGGCAGGGACUUUGCUUUUGGCGCUCAGUGAGACGGAAUGAAUGCGGGGACAGCGGGGACAGCGGAUAGCGAUCAUACCAUAUCAUACAACUAGCUGGCUUUUCAUACCGUUCCGAAGCUGCAUCCUUUGAUGCAACAUUCAUGUUGG
This is a messenger RNA of Chaetomium strumarium, 3129 nucleotides long. RefSeq lists its product as uncharacterized. NCBI's taxonomy places the organism in Eukaryota, Fungi, Ascomycota, Sordariomycetes, Sordariales, Chaetomiaceae. Bases 226 to 2943 code for a protein of 905 amino acids. The transcript is spliced from 3 exons. The record is from RefSeq and is a predicted model, not a curated record.